Carassius auratus (goldfish) is the source of this 4665-nucleotide messenger RNA. Its product is annotated as vitamin D 25-hydroxylase-like. The record is from RefSeq and is a predicted model, not a curated record. Bases 181 to 1794 code for a protein of 537 amino acids. Gene Ontology annotation, biological process: xenobiotic metabolic process. Gene Ontology annotation, molecular function: oxidoreductase activity, acting on paired donors, with incorporation or reduction of molecular oxygen, reduced flavin or flavoprotein as one donor, and incorporation of one atom of oxygen; heme binding; iron ion binding. Gene Ontology annotation, cellular component: cytoplasm; intracellular membrane-bounded organelle. NCBI's taxonomy places the organism in Eukaryota, Metazoa, Chordata, Actinopteri, Cypriniformes, Cyprinidae. The transcript is spliced from 5 exons.
AAAGAAGAGUCCGCUUGGAAACCUAGCUGUGGCCGCCUGCCCUAAUGAAAAGAAAUAGGUCUGAAUUCUCGCGAUCAAUAGUUCUGACUACCGUUUAAUCAAACACUAUGCAAGCUAAUCUAAAGCGCUCUUUCCGCCAGCCCAUCUUAUCCUUUGAGAGGCGGGGGUUUAAAUAGCAACAUGCAACAUUAUCUCCUAAUUCACUCUCUGACAGAGAACGGGGCGCUAAAAAACUUUUCAGAAAGCACUGCUUAUCCCAGUGUUGCAUCUAAAAUGGUAUCGAUUAAACGGUUGAUGUCUCUGAUCUCUAUGUCUUGGGAGCAAACGCUCAUAUGUUUGGGCAGUCUGGUCAUUACACUCUUCACUUUGCUGGUAAUUCGCCAGCUCGUAAAACAGCGGAGACCCCGAGGGUUUCCCCCAGGACCGACACCUUUACCCAUGCUAGGGAAUAUUCUGUCCCUGGCCACAGAGCCUCACGUCUACAUGAAGAGGCAGAGUGAAAUCCACGGACAGAUUUUCAGUCUAGACUUGGGAGGAAUCUCAACUGUUAUACUAAAUGGUUAUGAUGCCAUUAAAGAGUGCCUGUAUCACCAAAGUGAGGUUUUCGCAGACCGUCCAUCCCUCCCUUUAUUUCAGAAGAUGACAAAAAUGGGAGGCCUUCUGAACUGCAAAUACGGUCAAAGCUGGAUUGAACACCACAAACUGGCUGUGAACUGCUUCCGCUACUUUGGCAGUGGUCAGCAGAUGUUUGAGAAGAUUUCUGAGGAGUGCCUGUUUUUCCUUGAUGCUAUUGACCAGCAUCAGGGGAAGCCCUUUAACCCUAAACAUCUUGUGACCAAUGCUGUCUCCAACAUCACCAACCUCAUUAUCUUCGGACAACGUUUCACCUACGAUGACAGCGAUUUUCAGCACAUGAUUGAGCUCUUCAGUGAGAAUGUGGAGCUGGCAGCCAGCGGCUGGGCUUUCCUAUACAACGCCUUCCCCUGGAUGGAGCACGUACCCUUUGGGAAGCACCAAAAGCUCUUCCGCAAUGCCACCGAGGUCUAUGACUUACUUCUGCAAAUCAUCAAGCGCUUCUCACAGGAUAGGGUACCCCAGUCGCCUCAAAAUUACAUUGAUGCCUACUUGGACGAAAUCGAGCAGAGCGCCACUGAUAAACCUACAUCUUUCUCUCAAGAUAAUCUCAUUUUCUCAGUUGGAGAACUCAUCAUUGCGGGCACAGAGACUACCACAAAUUGUCUGCGCUGGGCUAUGCUCUACAUGGCUCUGUAUCCCAGGAUACAAGAAAAGGUCCAAAUGGAGAUCGAUUGCAUCCUGAAUGGCAGACCGCCUGCUCUUGAAGACAAGCAGAGGAUGCCGUAUGUGGAGGCAGUGCUGCAUGAAGUGCUGCGCCUUUGCAAUGUCGUCCCACUGGGCAUCUUCCGCGCUACGUCUCAAGAUGCAAUGGUGCGUGGCUACACUAUCCCCAAGGGCACCAUGGUCAUCACUAAUUUGUACUCUGUGCACUUUGAUGAGAAGUACUGGAGCAACCCAUCCAUCUUCUGCCCAGAGCGGUUCCUUGGCCGUAAUGGCAAAUUUGUCCGGCACAAAGCGUUUCUUCCUUUCUCAAUAGGUAAGCGCCACUGUCUGGGAGAGCAGUUGGCAAGGCUGGAGAUGUUCUUGUUCUUCACCACAUUGCUCCAGAGGUUCCAUCUUCAGUUCCCCGAAGGCUUGAUCCCAAGUCUUUCUCCGAAACUAGGCAUGACCCUUCAGCCUCAGCCAUACUCCAUAUGUGCAAUCAGGAGACAGCAGUGAAAAUUGCCCCUUGAGCUCUGGAUCACGUGCACUCACCUCAGGGGAUCCUGCUAAGAAACGCAAAGCAGAGCAGUUCCCACUCUUAAAUUCCAUCAGGUUUUCAGCGGAGAUUACUGACCUCUGAUAUUGACUUGUUCAAUUCUCAGAACGUGUCCUCCAUAGUUUCACAGAAACCAGCCUGAGAGUGAUAAGAGUACUGUUACAGAACACAUGUUCUGGAGAGCAAUGAGCAUGUGUUACCGAACGGACAUGAGAGUAUCAAGAUAAAUGCACUGUAGCAAGUAUCUUUCAUAACUUGAACAAAAAAAGUGUACUGUGUAGCAAACCUGAACAUUGUGCUCGUCAAUAUGAGAAGAGCUAUUGUGUCAAUGAUUGACAGGGUUUACCUCUAUAACGGUUUGGAGGUCUGUCUUUUCCAGCAUUCCUUGUAUUCCCCCAUAUCUGGAGUUGGGCAAGUGAGAGGCAAAAAGCUGCCUUUCCUAGAAAGCUUUGGAAAUGCUUCAUGAUUCCCGUUGGUUUAAUGCCAUGUAUCAGUUCUGCAGUAAUAAUGGCCUGUGCCUACUUUAUCUCAGUGGAAAGACAUUAUCAAGAAACUUAAGCUGCAAUAUUUUGUGAAAAGCUGGAUUCCAAUAUACAUUUUAUAGCACAAUAUUAUUUUUACUUUUUUUUUUUUUUUUUUUGGAUUUUAUAACAAAAUAUGACCUGACAAGAAUUGUAUGAAUAAAGACAAAAUAAGCCUUUUUUAAUGCAAGUUGUUUUAAUUCUGACCACGCUUUCAACUGUGCUGGAAACUUCUGAAACUAAUUGCACACCAUAUAAACCAAGCUGGAAAAGGAGGAUAGAGAUAGAAACUUUAAUAUUUCCUGUGACUCACUAACUCGUGUAGUUCUAUGAUUUGGUCUGGCACAUAUCAGAAAUGAAUGGAUUUCAAUGUUAAAAUGUUUGUUAAUUGUGAACAUAUGUAAUAUGUUGAUUUCUUAUUUUUAGUACCUAGAUCUUAUUUUCCUUCUGUUGUCAUAGUAAAAAACAAAACUCAAUUAAAAAUGGAGUGACAGGUAGGGGCAUUGUUGCUUUGGGUAAGCUGUCACAAAGAUGCUGUCAUCUGAAGAGAGAAUGCUGGCCUUUCAUACGACCUACACUUGGGGACUCAUCAUCUGCUCACUGUCAUCUUACAGGCAGUUCUUCCCAGGAGAACACUUUGGCUUUCAUCUGAGCAUGAAGAAAAAUAAGCUGCAACAUACAACUCGCUAAUGCUCAGUAGCAAACUCGGAUGAUGUCAACAAUGUUGUUUCAUGGAGAUUCUGCACAGAAAACUUAAAAUAAUUAAUUAGAAAUUACUUAUCAAACUCAAACGGGGCACAUUAAAUGUACUUAUUUCCUUUGCUUAUUUAACAAUUUAAACAGAUUUUUCUUAAUUCCAAAUCUUACUCUAAAAAUGUCCGCAAAAACUUUUCAAUAGAAAAAUUUUUUUUUACCUUUUUUUCAGUGUAGUUUUGUGGGGGAAGCAAAUAUAAAUUAUAUAUAGUCAAAUUCAAAAGUUUUUUGAAAGAAGUUAAUACAUUCAGCAAGGAUUAAAUCAAUCAAAUAUGACAGUAAAGAUAUUCAAAUAAUGUUCAUAAAUAAAUGCUUUUCUAUUAAACACCCUACUCAUCAUACGAUCCUGAAAAAAAAAAAAAAAAGCUGGACAACUGUUCUGCACUGUGGUAAAAAUGUCUUGAGCGCCAAAUCAGCAUAUAAGAACAGGCAAGUACACAUCCACUCCCAUGCAAAACACAGAACACACAAAAAAAUUACCCAGACAGACUAAUCAUUUGAGAGAGAUUGAAGCUUUUGUUCAGGGAUGGUGCUUUUAUGACAGUUAUAAAUAAUAACACAAACGUUGAUUUUCCCCCACAACCCUGAAAAGGCUGAAUGGUUACAUCAGACAAUCUAAAUGCUACAUAAAAAGUGAAUGCCAUCAUAAAGGUACUGAUGACAGGAACGUCGGUGGUUACUGUGGUGCCACCAACCCCCAAAAGUGAGUUACCACAGUCAAGCAAGUGGUCAACACGAGGGGAUGGGGGUGCUGUGACGCUCUGAUCCGCAGUCACCCUGCCUGCUUGGCAUCCUGAAUGAUGUUCAGAGUGCGUGGGUUUGAGCCCAUCCAGGAUGAGCUCAGUGAAGUGGAGGGGAGGGAGCCACACUGGGGCCCGGAUCCAAAAAAUGAUGAACACAUAUUCUAGACAGAAGAGAGAGAGAGAGAUAGAGAGAGAAGCACCACAAGCUGCUUUGGGUAAGCAUAAGCCCCCAACACAGAACACACCCUGAGCACAGGCCAAAAAAGUGACUAAUGAACAAACUCACAAAGACAGACAGAGACAGGGAGGCUUUCAGAAAUAAGGGGCUCUCAGCAAAGAGUGGUUAUGAACAGGAACAAAAGACAGUGUACCCUAAGAAUUUUUUUUUUUAACAAACUGAAAAACACAACACCCAAACAUCCAAAUCUGUAAAUAGCACUGAAUUAAAAAAAAAAAAAACCCUCCCGAAACAAGAUGAUAAUUACAUGGUCUCAAUGUACAAUAUAUGUCAGCUGUAUGUAGAAAACAGACGCAUUGUUGAUUAAUUAAAAAAUAUAUAAUAUUAUAUAUAUAUAUUUAUAUAUGCAAGUAUUCUUUCUGUGCAGAGGUUAAACACUUGUUUGGUAGUAAAAUGUGCACAUUUACAUCAUUUAUUUUUAAUCUUAAAUAUACUAGUUUUAUUUACAUUGCCUACUUGAGAACUUUCCUCUACUGAGACAAAAUGAGGUGAAGCAGAACGAGAGAGAAAGAGACCCGGGUUCGUCCUCCCCUCAUUAUUCUAGUGGAAUGCCUAGAGUUCUUGCUUCAGAAAAAA